This is a messenger RNA of Cokeromyces recurvatus, 1635 nucleotides long. RefSeq lists its product as uncharacterized. Gene Ontology annotation, molecular function: metal ion binding; heme binding. Bases 32 to 1480 code for a protein of 482 amino acids. Lineage: Eukaryota; Fungi; Mucoromycota; Mucoromycetes; Mucorales; Mucoraceae. The record is from RefSeq and is a predicted model, not a curated record. The transcript is spliced from 7 exons.
AGAAAAAAGUAACUUCUAUUUAAUUCAAAUUAUGUUUACUAUUCUACGUAAAAUCAAACCAAAUCAUUUGAAGCCUAUAAGCUCUUUUGGUUACAAUAGGCUCCUUUCAUCAUUCAUUACAGAGAGUCAAAGAAUCGAGCCUUCUAUCCAAACUUUUACAGUAGGAACUGAAAAUGGCUUUCUUCCUACACAGGAUCCAUUAGUUGAACUACCUAAAGAAUUUAAUAAAUUAGAAUCUCUUUUACAACGUAUGCCAAUGCAACUAGUAGAUGGCUCUCCUGGCUUAUUAGCAAGUGGCCAAUUCGGUGAUGCUAUUAGAGAUGAGCUUCCUUUAUAUGAAAUAGAUCAUAUCACAGAUCAACGUCUUUUAUCUGCUUUAUUUCGUGAUUAUACCUUUGCUGCAUCUGCUUAUUUACUUGAACCUUGUGAUAUUCUUUAUCGUAUUAAAAGCGACUAUGGAUUAGGAAGAAAAGUUUUACCUAUGAAUAUUGCUGUUCCAUUAACCAAAAUUGCUAAAAAGAUUCAUAGUCAACCUUUUAUGGAAUAUGCUUUAAGUUAUGCUUUAUACAACUAUAAACGUUUAAAUCCUUUAGGUGGUCUUACAUAUGAUAAUUUGGCUUUAAUUCGUUCAUUUGCUGGAACAGAAUCAGAGAAGGGCUUUAUUUUAAACCAUGUAACAAUGGUUUCUUAUUCACCUAAGCUUGUACGUUACGCUACAGGUGCUUUGAAAGCUGUUGAAAUGAAAGAUAGAGCCAAUUUUAAUAUGCAAAUGGUUGGUUUAAAUGAAACUUAUGAAUCUAUUAACAAAGAAAUGGAGAUGAUGUGGUCUCGUAGUAUGCCUGAAGAUUAUAUUAAGUUUAGAACUUUUAUUAUGGGGACCAAAAACCAACCCAUGUUCCCUGAUGGUGUUAUUUAUGAAGGUGUAAGCGAUAACCCUAUUGUACAUCGUGGUGAAUCAGGCGCAAAUGAUUCUAUGGUCCCCCUGGGGGAUAACUUAUUUCAAAUUACUGAGCUCAUGCCCGAGAAUCCUUUAACAAAGGUCUUGCGUGACUUUAGAUCCUAUCGACCUACUAAUCAUCGCGAAUUUUUAGAAUACGUUCAAGAUAAAGCUAUCAAAUUGGGCCUCCGAGAUUUUGCUUUACAAGAUCCUAACUCGGCUGCUAUUUAUUUAUCAAAUAUUGAUCAAAUUCGAGCCUUUCGUCAUCGGCAUUGGAACUUUACGAAAGAAUAUAUCAUUAAGCAUACAUCACAUCCUGUAGCUACUGGUGGCUCUCCUAUUGUAACUUGGUUACCUAAUCAACUUGGUACCGUUUUGAACUUGUUAAAUGAAGUUAGUAGUCAAAUUGACAAAUCUCAACUCACAGAAAGUAAUUUGAUUCGAGUUGAAGAAAUUGCUAGACGUGCUGAAGCUCAAAAGAGAUUCCUCGAUCGUGAGGUUGCCAGCUUGAAGAUGAAAUUCGAAAAUCAAGAUCGUACUUGAAUUGAUUAUUCUAUGAUAUUAUAAUAUUUAUAUAUGUGCCCCCCUUUUUUUCUUUUUUCUUUUUUUCUUUUUUUUUACUCUUUAUUGUAGCUUAAUAUUGAACUAUACAAUUAAAUAGUAUAUUGUCGUUGGAACUAUUGUAUAUGCAAAUAAAC